UGAUGAUUGAAGAAGAGGGACUGUAAAUAAAGAGUUAAUUAGAAUAAUAAUUAAUAGAAGCUAUUCUAGAUUCAUUAUAGAAUCACAUGAACUAGAAUGCCAUAUUUUUGGGUAAUUAGUGUUGAGUUCAAAUUUCAAUAGCUGAGAGAUUAGUGUAUGAACGUGAUACAGAGGAGCAUAGAUCACUUUUGGCAGAAUGCUAUUUACAUGAGAAUCAGCCUUAUAAAGCUUGUCAUAUAUUAAAGGAAUGCAAGUCUGAGUUUAAUCGGUAUAUGACAAUUUGUAAUAGGAACAUAGUUAUUAAUUGGCAGUUGCUUAUUUUAGAAACAAAAUGUAUAAGGAAGGUGAAAUUGCAUUAAUAGGUCCUUCAUUUAGUAAUUAAUUUGCAUUGUAGUCAUCAAAUAUACCUAAUGGAGGUUUUGGUCAUUUCUUGUUGGGAUAGAUUUAUGAAUAAACACAUAGAUUAGAUGAUGCUAAAAUUUAAUAUUAUAAAUCUUUGGAUCUGAAUCCAACACUUUGGAUGGCCUUUGAAAGAUUGUCCAAGAUUGGUGAACCAGUUACUAUAAAUAAAGUGUUUAUAGAUUAAAAACAGAAACAAUAUGAAAUAAGUAGAUAAUAGAGUUGUAACAUAUAUAAAAUAAUUGGAAACUCACUUAAAAAUAAAUCAAAUCUUACAAAAUCUGGUUAAAAAGAAGUUGAUGAUGUAAAAGAGGAAUCUCUAAUAAUAGAUAAUGUAAUUUAAUAUUAAUUAAUUUAUAAAGAUUAAUAAGAGAUAGACAUAAGGAGUGAAACCAUUUUCAACAACUGGAGUAUAGACUUAAAUAAUUCAUUUAGAUGACUCAUCAAAUAGUUAAAUGAAGUUUUCGUGUAAAUAUUAUAUAAUAUUAAGAACCAUAAUAAAAGAAGAUUGGUGCUAAAAUGAUCCCAACUCCAGGUAUUGGAUUAUAGAAUUAUCAAUCUCUAUUAAGUCAACCAUUUCAGUUAUCAUAAAAUCCAAAUAAAAAUUAAAAUACAAAAAAGAGUGAAAUUUAGAAAGUGAAUUGUGUAGCUCUUUAAUCAUCAUCUAGUUUAAUAAAGUAUUGAAAUUAUUCUACUGGAAGCUUACCUCAACUAUUAAAAUAAUUUGCCCAUCCAUAUUAAUUAUGGACUAAUUAUUCUGUAGAGGCAAUAGCCAAUUUUUAGAAACUGCCUCCUCACCAUUAUAGAUCAGGAUGGGUUUUAGAGAAAGUUGCUAGAAGUUUUAUGGAUUAAGUCAAAUAUACAGAUGCAGAAAAAAUUUGGAAAGAGAUGAGAUAAAUUGAACCUACUCGUUUAGAAGGGAUGGAUUAUUAUUCAUCUUGUUUAUGGCAUUUAAAGAAAUAAUCAGAAUUAACAUAUUUAGCACAUUCUUGUUUAUAAAUAUCUAUGUAAGCACCUGAAACAUGGAUUGCAAUAGGAAAUUGUUUUAGUUUGAUGAAAGAAAUUGAUAAUUCAAUUAAAUUCUUUGGAAGAGCAAUUCAAUUGAGAAAAGAUUACUCUUAUGCUUAUACUUUAUCUGGACAUGAGUUUUCACAGAAUGAGAAUUUUCAAUAAGCCAAAAAAUCAUAUGAUACUGCAACCUCAUUAGAUUAAAGAUAAUAUAAUGCUUGGUGGGGUUAAGGUAAUAUGUAUUAUAAGACUGAUAAAUAUGAUGAUGCCAAAAAGUGUUUCAUAUAAGCCAUCAAAAUAAAUCCUAAUAAUCCUGUUCUACCAACAUUUUUAGCUAUGAGUUAUGCAGCUCAAGGUAAUCAUAAUGAAGCUUUGAAAUAUUUUGAAUAAAGUGAGAAAUUAGAUCCUAUGAAUGGACUUAAUAAAUAUUAGAAAGUAUUAUGGAUUUUAUAAUUAGGCAAAUUCAUUAAUUAAAUUGGAUAAAUAUGAAUAAGCUUUAAAUGAAUUAUAAAGUUUGAGUUAAUUUAUUCCCAAAGAAACUGCCAUCUAUAUACUUAUGGGUCGUAUACUAAAAAAGUUGAAUAAGAUCAAAGAAGCAUAAAAGUAACAUAUAUAUGUUAUUUUUUUUAGUUGUUUCAAUAUGGCCAUGUCACUUGAUAUGAAAGAUUAGGCUAAGAUUAAAGGAUUAAUGGAAAGUCUGAGCAAUCCCAAUAGUGAAUUCAACGAUGAUUUUGAUUUAUGAC
This is a messenger RNA of Paramecium pentaurelia, 2150 nucleotides long. The record is from the annotation of a GenBank genome assembly. NCBI's taxonomy places the organism in Eukaryota, Ciliophora, Oligohymenophorea, Peniculida, Parameciidae.